AUGAAUGAUUGGCAACAGCAGCUCCCUUUAACAGGUACACAAAAAAAUGAGCUCGAUAAAAGUGUCCUGCGGUAUUUGAAUUGGAAUUACAAACAAACUGUACGGCAUGAGCAUGUCCAAAAUUAUGAAAGCGUUAGACAUGCGAUUGUAACUCUAUCAACGUUCCUGUUGCAAGAAUCAGUAGACCGGCAAGAAUUCAUCAGUAACAAUGACACCAACAACGAAAGUAUAGUAGACAUUGAUGAAUUACUAUUACCGAAGAAGUGGAACUCAAUUGUUAGAUUACAAAAAAAAAUUAUCGAGUUGGAACAGAAUACAGAGACUCUUGUAUCUCAGAUUAAAGAUUUGAACUCUCAAGUGUCAGAACUAGCACAAUUUAUGCCUCCCACUCGUAAUGGCACCGGCGCACAGAAUGUUUUGAAAUGGGUGCCGAAAAAUCUACCAAGCUGUUUAAUUAAUGUUGAAUCAUCUGUUACAUCCGUCAAACUGCACCCCAAUUUGCCUAUAGUGUUUGUGGCCACAGAUCAUGGGAAGUUAUACGCAUUUGAUCUAUUUAACUACACUAUCCCUCUGGCGUCCUUGCAAAGCCAUACCAAGGCAAUUACUUCCAUGGACGUUUUAUUUACCAAUUUCACAAAGUCCAGCAAGAAAAAUUACUUGGUGAUAGUUACCGCAUCUAAAGAUUUGCAGAUUCAUGUUUUCAAAUGGAUCUCUGACGAAUGCAAAUUCCAACAACUUAGAUCUUUAUUGGGCCAUGAACAUAUCGUCUCUGCAGUAAAAAUCUGGCAGAAAAAUAAUGAUAUCCAUAUAGCGUCUUGUUCCAGAGAUCAAACUGUAAAGGUUUGGGACUUUCACAAUGGUUGGUCCUUGAAAACUUUUCAGCCUCACUCCCAGUGGGUACGCUCCAUAGACGUUCUAGGCGACUAUAUCAUCUCCGGAUCCCAUGAUACCACAUUAAGAUUAACACAUUGGCCAUCAGGUAAUGGUCUCAGCGUUGGCACGGGUCAUGAAUUUCCCAUAGAGAAAGUGAAAUUCAUUCAUUUCAUCGAAGACCCUCCAAACGCAAGGUUUAGAACACCAUCAACGGCUCAAUAUAAAAACUGGGGGGUGCAGUAUUGUGUCUCAGCAUCAAGAGAUAGAACGGUAAAAAUUUGGGAGAUACCUCUGCCUACAUUAAUGGCCCAUAGAGCACCCAUACCAAAUCCUACAGACUCAAAUUUUAGAUGUGUUCUUACGUUGAAGGGGCAUCUUUCAUGGGUUAGAGAUAUUAGUAUUCGAGGCCAGUACUUGUUUUCUUGUGCUGAUGACAAAUCUGUCAGAUGUUGGGAUCUGAACACGGGGCAAUGUUUACAUACCUGGGAAGGGUUGCAUACAGGAUUUAUCAACUGCUUAGACCUGGAUGUUGAUUUUGAUCCUAAUGUUAACCCAAGGCAAAUAAUGGUCACCGGCGGUUUGGAUUGCAAGUCUAACGUCUUCAUGAGAUAA
Messenger RNA from Saccharomyces paradoxus, 1485 nucleotides. RefSeq names its product Pac1p (gene PAC1). Gene Ontology annotation, molecular function: protein binding. NCBI's taxonomy places the organism in Eukaryota, Fungi, Ascomycota, Saccharomycetes, Saccharomycetales, Saccharomycetaceae. The coding region runs from base 1 to 1485 and encodes 494 amino acids. The transcript has a single exon. The record is from RefSeq and is a predicted model, not a curated record.